UCACUUCCUGGUCGCUGCAGUCACUCAUCACCUGUCAGGCAGGAGAGGAGUCGUGUGGAGGAAUUUAGAGUAGAAAUACAAGGGCCGUUGUGGUUUCUUUGAACGAGAACAACAUUUAGAGACAGAAAGCCAUGAACUGAUGAAUCUGUACAGGAAUUUCGGGUGUAUGCUGGAGAGCUGGGUGGCUGAUGGAUUCCCAGAAGGCUCCUGUUACUCAGAAGAACCUUUGGAGAAGCAGCAGGAUGCCAACAGCAGCGACUCUGCUUCUGCAGAUUCCAUCAGACUCCCAGGAACCACUCUAAGGUCCGAAUCUGAAGAUUCUGGAGUGGAUUUGUCCAGUCUGGGCAGCACUGAGGCCUCCAGGUCAAGUGUGUUGACCUCUGUAGACUCCCUCACAUUCAAGCCAGCUGCUAUAUGUGAAAUUGAAGAAGAUAUAAAACCUUCAUGUUCUUCACCAGAUCCAUCCCUGUGCUCCUCAUCAUCCCCAUGUUUCUCUGAGGCUUCUACAGGAGCAGACAGACCCUCAGUGGAUCAGGCUUUAAGAGGAAAUGAGCUGGACUGGACACAGGCUACAGGGAGAGAAUCCCCUUUCCUAGAGGAAGGCCUGGAUGUUGGACCUCGCAGACGCUGCAACACAACCUCACUGAUCAGAGGUCUUCAUGCCGUUCCAGCUGGACCACCCCACAGGACUGAAAGUAUGGGGUCAGGAAGGCCUCAUGGACAGCCUGCUGACCAGCACAGACAAGCACAAACUCUACAGCAGCUUGACCUCAAUGACAAAGACUUAGCAGAGGCUGUGUGCCACAAGGAGCCUGACUGGGAUGGUCUCUCUCCUGGCUUGCUGUAUCUGGAGCAGAUGUGCCGGAUGCUGGAGGAAAUCGCCCGGUUACAGCAGCAGAACAAAAGCCUUCAGCUGGAGAUGAACAGCAUCCGUGGCCAGAGGAAGACCACCAGUUCACAGAAUUGUGAAAUCAGCACCAGGGCUCAUGAACGACCUGAGGUCCUGCGUUUCGAGGAGUCCAGCCUUUCUUCUCAGCCUUUCCGCCGCAGGACCGCCUCUGACACAUGGGCUUUUCUUAGGCCUCGAAGAAAAGCUAAAACUCAAGCUGAAAAGUUCAUGUCCACAGAUAUUUUAGCCGAAGAGCCUGAUGGCAACUUGCAUAUGCCCAUGGAAGCACAGCAAAAGAAGGCGGGUACCAGCCUGAAGCAGAGGAUUAGCUCACAAAGAAAGAAUGAGAAGUUGGAGCACUCCAGGAACGGCAGCUUGCAUGGUGAUAAGUCAUUGCUAAAACUGUUCAGGAACAGAAGAAAGACCACUCUUCUCUGAGACCCGGUGACUUUACCUCAACAAGACAGAAAGAUGACAUGAACUUCUGAUGUACACUCAUAAAAACAGAGAUUCUUCAGGGGUUAUUUUGUAAAGACAAUAACUGUACAGUCAAAUGCAACACCUGGCGUUGACAAAUUACAUUUUUGUUGGAAAUAAGUUAACACUCCUCUACAGAGAAAACACUUGAAUGUCAUUUUUAUUAUUUUAAAAUAUCAUUGUAUUCAUUUUUUAAAAAGUUGUUUACU
This is a messenger RNA of Pygocentrus nattereri (red-bellied piranha), 1575 nucleotides long. RefSeq lists its product as uncharacterized. Lineage: Eukaryota; Metazoa; Chordata; Actinopteri; Characiformes; Serrasalmidae. The coding region runs from base 140 to 1327 and encodes 395 amino acids. The transcript is spliced from 6 exons. The record is from RefSeq and is a predicted model, not a curated record.